Microplitis mediator is the source of this 3960-nucleotide messenger RNA. RefSeq names its product FACT complex subunit spt16 (gene dre4). Lineage: Eukaryota; Metazoa; Arthropoda; Insecta; Hymenoptera; Braconidae. The record is from RefSeq and is a predicted model, not a curated record. The transcript is spliced from 8 exons. The coding region runs from base 268 to 3654 and encodes 1128 amino acids. Gene Ontology annotation, cellular component: FACT complex. Gene Ontology annotation, biological process: positive regulation of transcription elongation by RNA polymerase II; transcription elongation by RNA polymerase II. Gene Ontology annotation, molecular function: nucleosome binding.
UUAGUUUGUCUCUGUCUUUGAGUAUCCGCGUCUGAUUCUUAUAUUUUCAGGCAAAUCCCGCCAUCACAGCGGUCACAUUAAUUUCUUUUUGCGUAGUCUAUAAUAAUUGUAUUAUUUAUUUGUGAAAAUGUAAAAACGAAUUUAUCACAGCAACAGAUUAUUUAUUUUUAAAACCCGACACUAUCAGUUAGAUAAUAACUGUUAUUUGUGAGUAUUGCACAAUAAGUCUGCUUGGUUGGUUUGAGCCUAACCUAAAAAGCGUCGGCGAUGGCGAACGUUUCUCUGGACAAAGAGACCUUUUUCCGGCGUAUGAAACGCCUGUACAAUGGCUGGAAGGAUGGCGAAGUUGGCACUGAUGACAGCUUCAGUAAAAUGGACUGCCUCGUUUCGGCAGUCGGAACUGACGAGGACAUAAUCUACAGCAAGUCAAUGGCCCUCCAGACUUGGCUGCUCAGCUACGAGCUCACCGACACAAUUAUGAUUCUCGCUGAAGACUGCAUCUGUUUUUUAUCGAGCAAGAAAAAAAUUGAAUUCCUACGGCAAGUCGAGAGCGGAAAGACCGAAGAAACUGGAGUCCCACCUGUCAAAUUAUUUGUCAGAGACAAAAGUGACGAAGACAAAGCAAACUUCGGUAAACUGAUCGACGUCAUCAAGGGAAGUAAAAAAGGAAAAACGCUGGGGGUUUUUUCAAAAGAAAAUUAUCCUGGAGCGUUCAUGGAUGCUUGGAGAGCUGCCAUAAAACCUCAUGCAUUUGAUACCAUUGACGUAAGCGCAGCAGCUGCCUACGUUAUGUGUCCGAAAGAAGACGUUGAAAUUUUGACGAUUAAAAAAGCAUGUGUGGUAUCAGUUGAUGUCUUUACCAAAUACUUGAAGGACCAGAUAAUGGAGAUCAUUGACUCGGACAAGAAAGUAAAGCAUUCGAAGUUAGCAGAGGGUGUUGACGCAGCUGUCACUAACAAAAAAUAUGUCACUGGAGUUGAUGUUUCUCAGGUGGACAUGUGCUACCCGGCGAUAAUUCAGAGCGGGGGUAAUUACACACUAAAAUUCAGUGUCGUCAGUGACAAGAACGUGCUGCACUUUGGUGUGAUAAUUUGCUCUCUUGGAGCCAGAUAUAAAUCCUACUGCUCCAAUAUCGUGCGCACGCUGCUAGUAAAUCCCACGAGUGCCAUCGAGGAGAACUAUAACUUUUUACUGCAGCUGCAGGAAGAAAUCAUGAAGAAGAUGACGCCCAAUACGAAGAUCAGCGCAGUCUAUGAAGCGGGAAUCGCGUUUGUGAAGCAGGAGAAGUCUAGCAUGCUGGAACAUUUAACUAAAAACUUUGGGUUCGCGAUGGGAAUUGAGUUCCGCGAGAGCUCGCUGAUGAUCGGAGCCAAGACUCACGCUCUGCUGAAGAAGGGCAUGGUCUUUAAUCUCCAUGUCGGUCUUUCUAACUUGAGCAAUCCUGAGGCGAGCGACAAGGAAGGAAAGACGUACGCUCUGUUCAUUGGAGACACUGUCGUCGUUGGAGAAUCGGGAACUCCCGCGACUGUUCUCACAAACUCCAAGAAGAAGGUCAAAAAUAUCGGUAUUUAUUUGAAGGACGAGGAGGAAGACGAAGAGGAAGGAAGUGGAAAAGAAAAUGAACCAAAACCUGAGAUACUCGGCCGCGGAAAGAGGACUGCGGUGAUCGAGUCGAAGCUGAGAACUGAGCACAGUUCGGAAGAGAAACGGAAGCAGCACCAGAAGGAACUCGCGCGGCAGCUGAAUGAGAUUGCAAAGGCGCGAUUGGCUCAGCAGUCUGGUGGCAAAGAGCAGGAGAAGGUCCGCAAGUCGACUGUUUCUUACAAGAGUCUGAACCACAUGCCCAGAGAGCCGGAAGUGAAAGAGCUCAAGCUGUACGUUGAUAAAAAAUACGAGACGGUUAUACUACCGAUAUUUGGAAUUCCCGUUCCGUUCCAUAUAUCGACGAUCAAAAAUAUAUCACAGAGUGUCGAGGGUGACUACACGUACCUUAGGAUCAACUUCUUCCAUCCUGGAGCGACGAUGGGACGGAACGAAGGCGGGUCCUAUCCCCAGCCGGACGCGACCUUCGUCAAAGAAGUCACGUACCGCAGUACCAAUACCAAAGAACCUGGAGAAAUUUCCGCGCCUUCCUCAAAUCUCAAUACGGCCUUCAGAUUGAUCAAAGAAGUCCAGAAGAAGUUCAAGAACCGCGAAGCCGAGGAGCGGGAGAAAGAAGACCUGGUAAAACAGGACACUCUCGUUCUCUCACAAAAUAAAGGUAAUCCUAAGCUGAAGGAUCUUUAUAUCCGGCCGAACAUCGUCACCAAGAGAAUGACCGGUACCUUGGAAGCUCAUUCAAACGGAUUCCGCUACACUUCAGUGCGUGGUGACAAAGUUGAUAUACUCUACAAUAACAUCAAGAACGCGUUCUUCCAACCGGGUGACGGAGAGAUGAUCAUCCUUCUGCACUUCCAUCUCAAGCAUGCGAUAAUGUUCGGAAAGAAGAAGCACGUGGACGUGCAAUUUUACACUGAGGUCGGUGAGAUAACUACUGACCUGGGCAAGCACCAGCACAUGCACGACCGGGAUGAUCUCGCGGCGGAGCAGUCGGAGCGCGAGUUGAGGCAUAAAUUGAAAACUGCCUUCAAGAGUUUCUGUGAGAAAGUUGAAUCUCUUACGAAACAGGAAAUCGAAUUUGAUACUCCGUUUAGAGAUCUUGGAUUCCCUGGUGCGCCUUUCAGAAGUACUGUCUUACUCCAGCCUACCAGCGGAUGUCUUGUUCAUUUAACAGAGUGGCCGCCAUUUGUUAUCACCCUCGAAGACGUUGAGCUCGUGCACUUCGAACGUGUGCAAUUCCACCUAAAGAACUUUGAUAUGAUAUUUGUAUUCAAAGAUUACCACAAAAAAAUAGCGAUGGUUAACGCGAUUCCUAUGAAUAUGCUGGACCAUGUCAAGGAAUGGCUUAACUCUUGCGAUAUCCGAUACUCUGAAGGUGUCCAGUCACUCAACUGGGCGAAGAUUAUGAAGACCAUCACCGACGACCCCGAGGGAUUCUUCGAAAGCGGCGGCUGGACUUUCUUGGACCCUGAGAGCGACGAGGAGAACGAGGAGGUCGAUGAUGAAGAGGAGGAAGACGACGACGCGUAUGAACCGACGGACAUUGAGAGUGAAGAGGAGUCCGAUGAAGACUCGGAUUAUUCGGAGGCCUCUGAGGACUCGGAGAGCGAAGAAGAAGAACUCGGAAGCUCAGAAGAGUCUGGCAAAGACUGGUCUGAUCUAGAGCGCGAAGCCGCCGAAGAAGACAACGAACGCAGCGGCUACCCCGUGGACACCUACUCAAAAAACAAGAAAAAGUCAAAGCACGACACCCCUUCACCCUCGAAAAACCGGCACAACUCCAAGCACAAGAGCUCCUCCAGCUCCAAAAACAAAUCCAGCUCCAGAGACCGGGAACGCAGAUCCUCUGACAAACACAGAACGGACCGAUCACGAAGCGGGAGAUCACACAAGAAAGUGUCUCCUUCAAAAUCGUCCAAACAUAGCCCGAAGAAGAGCGACAGACACGACCGGCACGACAAGCACAAGUCCCAUCACUCGUCCUCAUCUUCCAGCAAAAAGCGGCCUCGCGAUGACAGCUCGGAAAGAAGAAAGUCCAAAAAAUCAAGGAAAUAAACCAGGUAAAAGUUUCUGUUAACUAAGGAGUUGAUAGGCUGUACACAUUCAUUGCAAGAUAACUUAUGAGUUUUCAACACAAGUUAUCAAUUAUCUAAAUACUUUUGUCCCACAUCAUCCAUUACUUAUAACAACAAAUAUUAAUAUUAUUAUUAUUAUUAUUUUGUUUUUAUAUCCUCGCAUUAAUAUUAAAGAGUUAACUAUCGAGUAAGGAGUAAGUUAUUUAUCAAUUAUCAGCAAUGUACAAAUGUUCGCUGUCAUUUUUGUAUUACGUAAUAUCGAUAAACAUUGCGAGCAUCUGCGUAA